AUGCUUUCCGGCAUCCUCAUAUUCAAUCAGAAGGGUGAGAACCUCAUCUUUCGCGCAUUUCGGAACGACUGCCGCCCUCGUCUCGCCGAUGUAUUUCGAAUCCAAGUCAUAUCCAAUCCUCAAGUCCGCUCGCCUAUCCUUACUCUUGGAAGCACCACCUUCAGCCACGUUAAGCAUGAAAACAUCUAUUUAGUUGCUAUCACCAAGAGCAAUGCCAAUGCUGCUCUGGUGUUCGAGUUCCUCUACCGGCUGAUCCAGCUUGGUAGAGGCUACUUUGGCAAGUUCGACGAGGAGGCCGUCAAGAACAAUUUCGUACUUGUUUACGAGCUGCUAGACGAGAUCAUCGACUUCGGAUACCCUCAAAACACCGAGACAGACACCUUAAAGAUGUACAUCACCACCGAAGGUGUCAAGUCGGAACGCGCACCCGAAGAUUCCGCCAAGAUUACCAUGCAAGCAACUGGCGCCCUAUCGUGGAGGAAGGCCGAUGUUAAGUACAGAAAGAAUGAGGCUUUCGUCGACGUGAUAGAGGAUGUCAAUCUUCUGAUGUCAGCAACAGGCACUGUCCUUCGUGCCGAUGUUACCGGCCAGAUUAUCAUGCGCGCCUAUCUCUCGGGAACCCCUGAGUGCAAGUUCGGACUCAACGACCGUCUCCUAUUAGACCACGACGGCCUCCAAUCGCUACCGAGCGGCAACAAACUUGGAACCAAAGCCACAAAAGCAGCCGCUGGAAGUGUUACCCUAGAAGAUUGCCAAUUCCAUCAAUGCGUAAAGCUAGGAAAGUUUGACGCCGACCGAAUUAUCUCCUUCAUCCCUCCCGAUGGAGAGUUCGAGCUUAUGCGAUAUCGAGCGACCGAGAACGUCAAUCUACCCUUCAAGGUGCACGCCAUCGUUAAUGAAGUUGGCAAGACCAAAGUAGAGUAUAGCAUUGGCGUUAAGGCGAAUUUUGGAAGCAAGCUAUUUGCUACCAACGUCGUUGUUCGUAUUCCGACUCCGUUAAACACGGCUCGCAUCACCGAGCGUUGCACUCAGGGGAAAGCUAAGUACGAGCCGAGCGAAAAUAACAUCGUCUGGAAGAUAGGCCGUUUUACCGGUCAGAGUGAAUUUGUCUUAAGUGCCGAGGCGGAGCUCACGAGCAUGACGAACCAGAAGGCCUGGUCGCGUCCGCCUCUCAGCCUAAACUUCAGUCUUCUGAUGUUCACUAGCUCGGGUCUCUUGGUGCGAUACUUGAAGGUGUUUGAGAAGAGCAACUACUCAAGUGUGAAAUGGGUCAGAUACAUGACAAGAGCAGGGUCCUACGAAAUCCGGUAA
Daldinia caldariorum is the source of this 1311-nucleotide messenger RNA. Its product is annotated as Mu homology domain-containing protein. Gene Ontology annotation, biological process: clathrin-dependent endocytosis; intracellular protein transport. The transcript is spliced from 2 exons. Gene Ontology annotation, cellular component: cytoplasmic vesicle; AP-2 adaptor complex. Gene Ontology annotation, molecular function: clathrin-cargo adaptor activity. The record is from RefSeq and is a predicted model, not a curated record. Bases 1 to 1311 code for a protein of 436 amino acids. NCBI's taxonomy places the organism in Eukaryota, Fungi, Ascomycota, Sordariomycetes, Xylariales, Hypoxylaceae.